Molecule: messenger RNA, 5548 nt
Organism: Clupea harengus (Atlantic herring)
Lineage: Eukaryota; Metazoa; Chordata; Actinopteri; Clupeiformes; Clupeidae
Exons: 15
Coding region: 449-5548 (1699 amino acids)
Biological process (GO): negative regulation of gene expression, epigenetic
Cellular component (GO): nucleoplasm
Source: RefSeq, a predicted model, not a curated record
AACUGGCAUGUCGAAAAGGAACAUCCAUGAAAUGUGAAAUUUGCCGACGGUCCCUUAAACAGACCGUAACCACUGGAGGCAUAGUGAAAGCGUGCUAAAGGUGUUUUCAGAUAAAAAUCGAUAGCGAAAACAUCUAUUGUUUUUUUUUACACAACGUAUUAUAGCAUACUGUCCAUGCCUUCGAUCAUGGAAUAAGCUGGAGUGUCCAAAUAUACGGAAAGUCCUAAAUCGAAUAUCCAGCGAAUAUCAAACGUCAAGCCAUCUUCACCUCGGUGGUAGCGACCACUAGCUAGUUGUUCGUGGGGAGGAAGUCACAAAAUGGCAGACUUUGACUUAAGCUACUUCCUAGCUUUCUGUUUCUAUUUUGAUUAUUUAUGAUUUCGUCUAACUUUUUGACGGGGAACACCAUCGUUUGGUAUUCACAAGUUGAAGAUGAGAGUUUGCUUUGAUGGUGGCCGAGUGGAGAGAAAACGGAAAGAAGUCAGCCAUGGAAGAAGACGACAGACUAAAAGAAGGUCGUAUGGAGCUAGUGCUUCCUGGUUCCACGGCAUUCGAUGACCGCAUUCUCCCGCCUCUCCACGACUCCUACCUGUACGACGACUCCAGGAAGUCGUUCCUGUACAGCUCUGCGCACCUCAUAAACAAUGUGGCGCUGCAGACACGGUAUGCUGCCUUCCGAGCUGAGAAGAGAGAAUGUGGUUACACAGAGAAAGAACUGGAAGAGUCUUUUGGUUUCCUGCUAUUUGAUGACGAAAACAAGGCCACAGAACUUGGAGACCGUGGACUGCUUACAGGACACGGCACGUGUUCUACCCUUGGCGAGCCCUCCAAGGGUGUGUGUGUCUCUAAAUACUCGGACUGUCUGGACCUUAGACCAUGGUACAGUGGGAAAUCCGGCCACAUAGCUAUCAUCAAGCUCACCAAGGGCAGAGUGAAAGAGGUGAUGGAGAACUACACCCUAAAGUUCACCCCUCCGACGCGAGGGUUCGACACUCACGUGUCGGAGCAAAUCAAAACAGUCACGGCCGCCACCAGCUCAUUCUUGGCCUUUGAAAGAACGCAGUAUUACAUCUAUGAGCUUUUGAAUGGAGGUGAAGAUGCUGAGACGUGUCCUCGGCAUGUGUACCCGUUCGCCAUUGUGGCUUUCUCUUAUGGCGAGGCAGAGACCGCUGUCCCCGGAAAAACAGAGCACAGUGAGGAGAAAGCAGUGUUCGACUACAGACCCUGGACUGGCCGACUCGCGAUCGACUCGUUAGUGUUUGAGAUUGGGUUGAAGUCCAACAGUGGGGCUUUGAUACCUGCAAAACUACCAAAGACGCUGACUGUGAAAAAUGUGAUCAGAGUCACUGACUUGAAGGCACUGUUACCAAAGGAAGUGUUUGAAACCUGUUUUUCUGGCGACAUUUUUGUGGGAGGAAAAUGCUGCAGUGUUUAUGAGGUGAUCGCCACUAAGGAGGAGGAUACCUCCCUGUGUCUCCUCAUCGACGAGCUAAAAGAGAAAGACUUGGCCCUCGUGUUCCUGUUGAGUGACAGCGGAGUGUUUGUCAUGUUACACUCGUCCUAUUUCCUGUCUUACGAAGAUGCGGGUUUUGAGAAAACCGAGUCUUUGCACGGCUUGUUCAUGUUCCCAGAUUCACACACCAUACAGAGAGAUACCAAGAGUGUCCAGAGGGAAUCAGCGUUGUCAUCGGCGGUCCUCCGGGUCCUUCCGGCGCUGAACUACGCCGAGAUGGAGGUGGAGAAGUCUGGCGCGGAUCAGCACAGUGAACUCCGUACGCUGUUUGAGCAGCACCUGAAGAACUACAGGACUCUCAUACAGCCGGGGCUGCAGAACAGCCCUCAGAGAGAGGCAAGCAUGUUUCCGGACCAGUACGACGUUCCCGGAGUUUUCAAACACCUCUAUCCACUGCCCAAGUGGACGGAAGUCAUUGGGCUGAGGGUACUGUUGUACUUGAACGAUCCCCGUUCCUUCGAGAUUCCGGUAAAAAGGGCUUCGGAGCUGAUGUGCCAGCAGCAGAACCGAGACGACCCGGACGACGAGGUAUACUACUACAUCUCAUCCCCAGAGGAACCGCCCAGCGAUCCGGCCAGCGACCGCGCGGAUACGCCUCUAGAUCCUCCGGCCAGCGACCGCGCGGAUACGCCUCUAGAGCCUAAGGACGACAGUCCCACAGACGAUAUGGCCGCAGAGGAUUUAAGUAAAGACUACGUUCCAAGUGUCUCUCCUCCGUCCGAUAAUAUGACGAGCUGUGCUGCUAUGGCGGAAGAUCUAGUGAAGCAGACCAACGCAGAGGAAUCUCCCCAGGGCCGAGGAAUGGACAGUCCCGUUGCCACGGUGCCUGAUGGGAUCGAGUCCGCUGACGAGCGGUCACCAGAGGAUGACCGUAGAUACUGUUCAGAGGACCCUCCUGUGUCCCAGCCUGCUGCCGUAAAGGACUGCAGUAAAUCUGACGCACAACAAGCCGUUUGUACUCCACUUAAGAGGAGGAAAUCUCUACGAGGUAAAGACAGAGACUUUAUUGACAACUCCGUAGGGGUCGAUUCUGCUACAGAUAUGUUGGCAGAGGAUGAUGAUGACCAACCAAAGUCAUCACCGGUGUCAGGAUGCGCGCAGCCUGCUGAGUUGGCCGUGGACUUGCCCGAGGCAGAGGAAGCUGGCUGUGGUUCACUCUCUGUGGGUUCAGAGAAACCUCUAAGCCCCGGGGCGGAUGCUUCCGUUACAGAGGCGUCGAGAGAUCGUGACGCGAAGAUUUCUCCCUCUGAAUUAAAGCUGUCUCCUGCAAUGUGUGAGGAACUUUGUAAGACCACCACAGAAGAAUCUGCAAGCAGUCAGACAGUCAGUGGACACGCCGAGUCGCCUCUUGAAGCAGAGGUCAGUGUUUUAACUGCCACUCCACAAGGGAGUGAGGAUACUGCAGAGGUCAGACAAAGUAACAUGGACAAGUUUCCCUCCCAGUCAAAUCAGGCUUCUGCCACGUCUAAGGACCUCUGUGAGCAAGGCUUAGAUAAUCCUAGUUGCAGGUCACUCUUAGAAGGACAGGAACUCCUAGAUGCAGUAGACAGUGACCCUGUUGCUAGCUUGCCUAGUGAGCUUCCCACCACUCCAAAAGUGUUAAAAGAGUAUAACGAGUCUGAAUCUCACACAGAAAAAGCCCACAGUAUUUUAAACGUUGUAGAGUCAGAGAAACCUCAAGCAGAAGAGGCAGAAGUUAGUAGCCUGAGUGAAACCGUUAGCAUCAUUGAUGCACCUGCAGAAAGGCUGAUAAAAAAUGGUGGUCAAGAAGACAACACACCGUCUGACCGGCAGCCCAAUGAGGACAGCUCUAAAUCCAAUCGCAAGGACAAUGGCAGCAGUCCACUUGCCGUAUGCACGGAGGAACCUCCAGUGGCUAAUAAAAACUGCCCCUCUGCCACUUUACCUGCUGUCAUUGACUCCUCCUCCGCGGGGUCAAAGGACAGUCACAAGUCAGAGUUGUCUUCUGAAUCUGUGCAGGAUGCAGAACCUGAGGACCUAUGUAGUACAUCUGUCGCAGAACAACAAGCUCUCCUCGCUGGGUCAGAGAAGCAUCUAGAACCAGAUGUUAACAGCCCCACUGACACCACCCUCGGUGGGGUUCGCUCCUCUACGAAGAUGCCAACUGAUGCGAGUAAGAGGGAGGACUCAUGUUCUGAAAAGUCAAAGACAGGUGACAAAACAGCCCAAAGUGAGUCCCUAGAACCACAGGUCAUCGGCGUGACUUCAAAUCUACCUGAGGCAGUUGACCUUACUGUAGAAGGUAACAACACUUUACGGGAAUCAUCCUCUGUUUCAGACCGGCCGCCUUCUUUGUUGUUGUCUGAUGUUGUCGUCUCUUCCAAGCCUGAGAUCGAAAACCUCACUACAGGUGAUGUCUUAACAGACCAUGACAAAAAAGAGGACGACGGGGACUCGAUGCGCGUUACAACGUUGCACUCCGAUGCCGCGGAGGAGGUGAUGACUGAGAACAGAGCACCCCUAGUCAGUCCAAAACCCCGUGUCCAAGAGAACACUGGUAAAACUGACAAACCCCUUAAAAAAGUGGGGAGUGGGGGUCCUGACACGACUGUAGAGGAUAAAACUCCUCUGAAACGCGGCAGGAAGCGCCGUCGUGGCAGAAGCUCCAAGCGGCUGGUUUUAAUCAAACCAAAGAUAAGCCCACAACAACAACAACCAAUGCCUCGGAGUAUUAGUCCGCCCUCCCUUGUUCUAACAGAGACUACUCAUGUUGAGCUUGAGGGAGAGGAACAGAAGCUACCCUCUUUAGAUAUUAACCAGUCAAGUUUGUCAGUCAAGCAGAAUGAUGAUGUUUUGCUCGUGGCUGACGGCGUGGCGGAGCAGGUUGACCCGUUAGGUAACAAGUCUGCUCCCUUAAAAUCUUUUGAACAUAAUUAUUCUCAGAAGGGCAAAGCAGCAAACCAGUCAUCUGAAGUUUCCACGGCGAUCGAAUUAUUUCCCUCUAAAAAAAAAGAUGGAAAGACCCUUCGCAGAUAUAGUACUAGGAGGGAACGUAACAACAAGCAGCAGGGUGAUUCGCCAAAGCAGGGUGGGGACAUUAAGCCCUCUGUGGAGAUUAUUAUACAGUCCAAACAAGUCCGCCCGCUGAAGAGGAAAUUAAACCUCGACAGUUUGAACCACGACCUGAGGACCGUCAUCACAGACUGUGGGAAAGUGUUCGUCCCCCACGGCUCCGAGAUGCUCCCGGAGGAUGUGGAGUUGGCGAUGAAGAGGCAAAAAGCAGCCGACGGCGGGAAGGGAUUGCGAAGAAUAAUAAGUCCCAAGGGACCAGGGCCCGUUACUCGGUCCUCGUCCGACUCGGCGAGAGACGCGGUUACCGGCGAGAGUAGAUUCAACGAGUGGCUCGCGCGGAAGGACUCAACAAAACACCCCCUUUCACUGACACCAGAGAGAGGGGAAGUUCUUAAACGACAGUUGGGCGAGCAAUUCCACAGUCCGAAGAACGUAUCGGCCGAACGUCACGCUACUCGAGCGGAAAACUAUCCAUCUCUCCACAGGGAGGUGCUAGACAGACUGCCGAACUGGUUGUUGGGCUUAGAGGAUGAUAGUAACAGCCAGACACAGGUCACUUUUAUGGGACAAGAAAUGCCGACUGAGGGAAGUGAUGACAAUAUUUCCCUUUCUGAGACCAAAGCGGAUGAGGAUGUCUCUCUAGAGGCGUCGCAACUGAACAGGACUACAGAGUCCGAUUGCAAAGGAGAACCUCCUCCUCAGAAGGCCAAGAGGAAGCGAAGCGCGACCUACACGGUCAUUCCCAUCAGCGACCUGAGAACGGUGUUCAAGGUGAAAGGACUCAACCUCGGUGCCUCUGAGCUCGACUCCAAGAGACUCAAAGAUGGUGGUGAUGAGGACGCUGAUGAUGGGAGUGGAGAGGAAUCUAACCCAGCUUCUGUGUCGGACGAGGUUGCGGUGAACCUGCAGGGGGGCCUAAAGGCCAUGCUUGCAGGUUCUACAGAGGGAACUUCUGGGGGGAACCCUGGUGUGUGCGCAGAAUCAGCUCUUACUGAUGAAUAG